AUGCAAAUCUUAUCCGCAUUAUCUAUCUAUCUAUCUAUCUAUCUAUCUAUCUAUCUAUCUAUCUAUCUAUCUAUCUAUCUCAGUCUGUUCAUAUCUAUCUAUCUAUCUAUCUAUCUAUCUAUCUAUCUAUCUAUCUCAGUCUGUUCAUAUCUAAGUCUGUUCAUAUCUAUCUAUCUAUCUAUCUAUCUAUCUAUCUAUCUAUCUAUCUAUCUAUCUAUCUCAACCGCUCAUCGUCUCCAUUCUCUCUUUCCAAUCCCCUCCCUUACUAAACAAGUUAUCUUUCUCUUUCAAAGAUUUUUAUUCUCUUCGCUAAUCCUUUACCAUAAUUCAAUGUUCUACGCUGAGCAAAGUAUGCUGGAUCCUUACCAAGACUCUUGCCGAUUCAAUCACCGGCCACGCCCUUAUGAGCAUUACUCUAUUCCUUCUUCAACAUCAAGUGGAGGGGCAUAUGCAACAACCUCUACACCAACCACAUUAACUCCAACAAGCCUUCAGCAGGCUUUUAUAGAACUCCAGUCUGUCCCUUCAUCUUCAUCAACUGACCCAAGUCAUUCUUAUGCAGGAAGUCACUCUGUGGACCCCUCCUUUUCACAAUAUGAUGAUUCAUGUGAUGAGGAUUCAUCGGCAGAACCAAGGGUUAACAAAAUGGGGGCUAAAAUCAAAGAAGAAAAAGAUGAUAUAAUGCAAUCUCUUAUGCGUAAUCGGCUUUGCCCUGAAGAGGAAGAACGUCGCAGGAUUAGACGUGAACGCAAUAAAAUAGCAGCUGCAAAAUGUAGGCAGCGACGGGUGGACCACACAAAUCGACUAAUCCAAGAGACAGAAAAGCUUGAAGAGGAACGUGCAACCCUGCAAGAUGAAAUCCAUACACUGCAUCUCUCUCUCUCUCUCUCUUCUCUCUCUCUCUCUCUCUCUUUCUUUUUCUUUUCUCUCUUUUCUUUUUUCUUUUUUUUUUCUUUUCUUUUUUUCUCUUUUUUUUUUCUUUUUUUCUCUUUUUUUUUUCUCUCUUUCUUUUCUUUUUUUCUUUUCUCUUUUUUUCUUUUUUCUUUCUUUUUCUUUUUUUUUUUUCUUUUUUUUCUCUUUCUUUUCUCUUUUUUUUUUCUCUCUUUUUUUUCUCUUUUUUUUUUCUCUUUUCUCUCUUUCUUUUCUUUUUCUUUUUUUCUUCUUUUCUUUUUCUUUUCUUUUUUUUCUUUUCUUUUUUUUUUUCUUUUCUCUUUUUCUUUUUCUCUUUCUUUUUUCUUUUUUUUCUUUCUUUUCUCUUUUCUUUUUCUCUUUCUUUUUCUUUUCUUUUUUCUCUUUCUUUUUUUCUUUUUUUCUUUUUUUUCUUUUCUUUCUUUCUUUCUUUUCUUUUUUUCUUUUCUUUUUUUCUCUUCUCUUUCUUUUUCUUUCUCUUUUUUUCUUUUUUUCUUUUCUUUUCUUUUUUUUUUUUUUUUCUUUCUUUUCUUUUUUCUUUUCUUUUUUUCUUUCUUUUCUCUUUUCUUUUUUCUUUUUUUUUUUUCUCUUUUCUUUUCUCUCUUUUUUUUUCUUUUUUUUUCUCUCUUUCUUUUCUUUUUUUUUUUUCUUUCUUUUUUCUUUUUUUCUCUUUUUUUUUUCUUUUUUUUUUUCUUUUUCUUUUCUUUCUUUUUUCUUUUUUCUUUCUUUUUUUCUUUUUUUCUCUUUUUUUUUCUCUUUUUUUUUUUUUCUCUCUUUUCUUUUUCUUUUCUCUUUCUUUUCUCUCUCUUUUUUCUCUUUUCUUUUCUCUUUUUUCUUUUUUUCUUUUCUUUUUUUUUCUUUCUUUCUUUUUUCUUUUUUUUCUCUCUUUCUUUUUCUUUUUUUUUUUUCUUUUUUCUCUCUUUCUUUUCUCUUUUUUCUUUUCUCUCUUUCUUUUUUCUUUCUUUUUCUUUUUUUUUUCUCUUUUCUUUUCUUUUUUUCUUUUCUCUUUUUCUUUUCUUUUUUUUCUCUUUUUUUUUCUCUUUUUUUUUUUUUUUUUCUUUUUCUUUUUCUUUUUUCUUUUUCUUUUUUUUUUCUCUCUUUCUUUUCUCUUUUCUUUUCUCUCUUUCUUUUCUCUCUUUCUUUUCUCUCUUUUUUUUCUUUCUUUUUUUCUUCUUUCUUUUUCUUUUUCUUUUCUUUUCUUUUUUUUCAAAAUUUUUUUUCUUUCUUUUCUCUUUUUUUUUUUUUUUUUUAUUUUUUUUUUCUCUCUUUCUUUUUUUCUUUCUUUUUCUCUUUUUUUCUUUUCUUUCUUUUUUCUUUUUUUCUCUUUUCUUUUCUUUCUUUCUUUUUUUUCUUUUCUUUCUUUUUUUUUUCUCUAUUUUUUUUUUCUUUCUUUUUUUCUCUCUUUCUUUUUCUCUUUUUUUUUUUUUUUUUUUUUUUUUUUUUCUUUUUUUUUUUUUUUUUUUUUUUUUUUUAUUUUUUCUUUCUUUUUUCUUUUGUUUUCCACAUUUUUCACCUUUUUCUUUCUCAGGUCUUUAUUCUAUUUUCCUUUUUUUCUUUUUUUUUUCUUUAUUUUUUUUUCUCAUUUUUUUCUUUCUUUUCAUUCAACAUUUGUUAUUAUUUGAGCAAUUAUUUUUCAUUGUACAAAUGCUAUCUUUAGUUUUUUCUCAUUGUUAUUCACCCGAAUUCGUUCUUUGUUCUUUCUUUCUAAAUUUCCUUAUUUUGCUCUUACUUAACUUUUUCUUUCUUUCUUUCUUUCUUUCUUUCUUUCUUUCUUUCUUUCUAAAUUUAUUUCACUCUUACUUAUUUUUUCCCUUUCUUUUCUUUUAA
This is a messenger RNA of Acanthosepion pharaonis, 2736 nucleotides long. NCBI's taxonomy places the organism in Eukaryota, Metazoa, Mollusca, Cephalopoda, Sepiida, Sepiidae. The record is from the annotation of a GenBank genome assembly.